AUGCUUCAAUUUUGGUUCUUAUUGUACGUGAGAAAAAAUUUGGAGUUGUUUCUCAUCCUAUAUUGGAUGGCUAAUUUUGUUGUUCUGUGUUUAUUCACUGUUGGGGCUAUAGCCCAGUUGAUCAAUAAUUGGGGUGAUCUGAAUCCACACAUAAGAAUGGAUGAUAUAUUUUUUUUAGCCAUUUUCCCAGUAUUUGCUUUUCUUUUCAUUGUUGGUGUCUGGGGGUCAUCUAGGAUUAGUAUGAUUAGAGAAUCUGAAUUUGGGAGUAGAUGGUUUGCCAUAGGCAUUAGAACAUUGUGCUCUGCUCUUCAAAGUACUUUUCUGCAUUCAGAUGCUAUCAAAUGA
Molecule: messenger RNA, 345 nt
Organism: Ilex paraguariensis (yerba mate)
Lineage: Eukaryota; Viridiplantae; Streptophyta; Magnoliopsida; Aquifoliales; Aquifoliaceae
Source: the annotation of a GenBank genome assembly